CCGACAUAUAUUUACAUACAUUUACUCCUCCGUUAGUUCGAAAGUGUCGUAUUAUUGGUUAUGGGAUCCCUGUGUUGUGCUUUGAAUCAUGCAUGACGUCGCAGACAUCAUGGCGAACAGCGAAACAGAAGAUUGGCGGUCGCCACAUUUUCGCCAAAAAGUAACAAGCCAAAUUGACGAUGCUUUGCGGAAGUCUGGUAACCCACAAAUGAUGACAAGAAAUGCUGCUGAUAUCGAAAGAGAUGUGUUUUCUAAAGCGAAAUCUAGGGAUGAGUACAUGUGUUAUGUUGCCCGUGUUUUGGUGUUUGCACGUGACGUAGGUAAGAUUUUUGUUUCGUUUAUUGACGAAAUGUUACAAGCUACGGUUUCAGAACUAAUUCUCUUCGCGAGUUAUAUACGAGUUGGUUCGAAAUCUAAAAAAUGCGAAGCAAAAUAAAGCGUUACUUGUGUAGAAAAAUA
Messenger RNA from Actinia tenebrosa (Australian red waratah sea anemone), 459 nucleotides. RefSeq lists its product as uncharacterized. The record is from RefSeq and is a predicted model, not a curated record. Gene Ontology annotation, biological process: regulation of DNA-templated transcription. Gene Ontology annotation, molecular function: transcription coregulator activity. NCBI's taxonomy places the organism in Eukaryota, Metazoa, Cnidaria, Anthozoa, Actiniaria, Actiniidae.